Molecule: messenger RNA, 1018 nt
Organism: Daktulosphaira vitifoliae (grape phylloxera)
Lineage: Eukaryota; Metazoa; Arthropoda; Insecta; Hemiptera; Phylloxeridae
Gene: Rpp30
Product: ribonuclease P protein subunit p30
Exons: 8
Coding region: 107-886 (259 amino acids)
Biological process (GO): tRNA processing
Cellular component (GO): nucleolar ribonuclease P complex
Molecular function (GO): RNA binding
Source: RefSeq, a predicted model, not a curated record
UUUUAAUAUAACAUAUACAUUUAGUUAAUAUGUAUAAUAUAUUCGUUUCAAUUAUUCAGUUUUAGUGUUAUUUUAUUUUGUUACCUAGUUUAAAAAAACAUUAAGAAUGAAAUUGCCUAGAGGAUUCUGUGAUUUACGUGUUGAACAGAUAAAUAAAGACAUUUUAAAUACAUAUGUUACAUAUGGUUAUAGUAUUAUUGCCUUAAAUACUAACGUAGAUUCCUUGUCUUUGGAUGUUGGUGUUUCUAAUAGAAAGAAACGAAAGAAAACAGAGAAUAGUGAUGUUACUGAAAAUAAAGAUCAACAAAAUUGUGUUCCAGCUACAAAAAAAAUUGAAAAUGAUACCAAUUUGACUAUACUAAAUCGACUAACUGUGAAAGUUUCAAACUUAGGACAAUUUCAGAAAAUAGUAAAGUCACCAAAUUUUAAACAAUAUGAUAUAUUAGCCGUAGAACCACUGAGUGAUCAAAUUUCUCAAGAACUAGUAUCUUCUCCUCUUGUAGAUAUAAUUGUUUGCAAUGCCAAAAAUAUGUUAAUUUCUGCAAAGCAGUAUAAAGUUGCUGUAGAAAAAAAUAUACAUUUUGAAAUUUGCUAUGGACCCAUGCUGCGUCAUGUGUUUACACGUCAAGAUACAAUAACUCUAGCACAUUUACUCCAUAUUAAAGGAAAAUCAAAAAAUAUUAUUGUUUCAAGUGCAGCCAAUUUAAGAACUGACAUUCGCAAUCCAUAUGAUAUAAUAAAUUUAGGACUGUUGUUUGGCUUAUCAAAGAAACAAUCAAAAGAUUCAAUUUGUGAUAAUUGUCAUUUAGUUGUGCUUAGAAGUUAUGGAAAAAGAUUGGGAAAAUCAGCAAUCAAUAUUAUACCCAUUUGCAAAAAAUUACAAUAAGGCUCUAUGAUUAAUUUGUUAUUUUUAUUAUUAUUUUAAUUAUUAUUUUAUAAAAAGCUUCGUAAUGUCUUAAAAUAAAAUGUACAUUUUUAAAAAAUGUUGAUGUAAUUACACUGAAUCCUUCUUAAACAA